AUGGAACGGAAUGAAUGGAUGUACGAGCUGGGUCGUCACACAACUGAGUACCAAAAACAUUUGAAUGAUUUUAUGAAGGUGGCAGAAGAUGAUCGGGUGUUAAAUGGAAAUGAUAGAAUAUCAUGUCCUUGUGUAGAUUGUAAAAACUGUGAAAAAUACGAUGAAGCAAGAGUAAUAUAUCGACAUUUGGUGGUAAAGGGUUUUGUGCCUGGGUAUACUUGUUGGACAUAUCAUGGAGAAUCAUUGGUUGAUAGUGUUAUUUCUGAAGGCAACAUAAAUGAAAUUGGUGCAAACAAUAUCAAUGACGAUUCAUACGACAACAGUGAUCCUGAUAAUUUUACUCAAAUGUUUAAUGUAUUGGAAAAUGAGGUUGGUGAAAAUGAUAAUGUUGAUGAAAAUGAUAAAAAUAAUGAAGAUGAUAAUGGUGAUGCAAAUAAGAAUGAUGGAUUUCAACAAGUAUUUGCCGACUCAAAAGAAGACUUGUAUGAAGGUUGUAAAAAGUAUUCAAAACUUUCUGCGGUAUUGAGAUUGUUUAAUGUAAAAGCAAACCAUAAUUGGAGUGAUAAAAGCUUCAAAGAACUUUUAAAAGUCUUCCAUGACAUGCUCCCCGUAGGUAAUAAGUUGCCCGUUUCGCUAUAUGAAACAAAAAAAAUGUAUGAGCGUAAAAAACAAACGAAAGUUAGCGGUAAUGUGACGAAGAAUGGCCCGCCAGCUAAAGUUUUGUGGUAUUUUCCGAUCAUACCAAGACUAAAACGGUUAUUUGCAAGCCCGGAAGAUGCAAAAUUGUUGCGUUGGCAUGAGGAAGAACGUAAAAAGGAUGGAAAAUUAAGACAUGUGGCCGAUUCACCUCAAUGGAGGAAUAUAGAUCAUACAUUCGAUGAAUUCGGAAAUGAGAUCAGAAAUAUCAGAUUUGGACUUAGUUCAGAUGGAAUUAAUCCGUUUGGAAACAUGAGUAGCCGUCACAGCACUUGGCCCGUUCUUCUAUGCAUUUACAAUCUGCCACCUUGGUUAUGCAUGAAACCAAAAUAUAUUAUGAUGUCUUUAUUAAUUCAAGGUCCGAAACAACCUGGUAAUGAAAUUGAUGUGUAUUUGUCUCCGUUGAUUGACGACCUCAAAACAUUAUGGAGCCCGGGAGUUCAGGUUUAUGAUGGGUAUUUGCAUGAAAAUUUUCAGCAACGGGCCAUGAUUUUUUGCACUAUCAGUGAUUUCCCAGCAUAUGGGAACUUGUCAGGGUAUGGUACGAAAGUGGCUAAGGCGUGUCCCAUAUGCCAAGAUUACACAUGUUCAAGAUGGUUGAAAUAUUGUAAGAAAACAGUGUACAUGGGGCAUCCAUACUGUAACAUGGAUAACUUGUUCGACGGUUAUAGUGAAUUCGGAAGUCUGCCACCACCAUCCGACGGAGAAACUGUAUUUUCUCAGGUUGAAAACUUCCAGAAUGAGUUCGGGAAAACCAAAGACGGAUUUAAUGCUAGAAAAGACAUGGUCGAUAUGAAAAUACGACCAGAACUUGCUCCGCAGGAGAAUAGUGAUGGGAAGCGAACGUAUCUGCCAGCAGCUUGUUAUACCUUGUCAAAAGAUGAAUGA
Messenger RNA from Erigeron canadensis, 1584 nucleotides. RefSeq lists its product as uncharacterized. Lineage: Eukaryota; Viridiplantae; Streptophyta; Magnoliopsida; Asterales; Asteraceae. Bases 1 to 1584 code for a protein of 527 amino acids. The transcript has 3 exons. The record is from RefSeq and is a predicted model, not a curated record.